Messenger RNA from Macrobrachium nipponense, 2104 nucleotides. RefSeq names its product oocyte zinc finger protein XlCOF6-like. The record is from RefSeq and is a predicted model, not a curated record. Bases 469 to 1158 code for a protein of 229 amino acids. NCBI's taxonomy places the organism in Eukaryota, Metazoa, Arthropoda, Malacostraca, Decapoda, Palaemonidae. The transcript has a single exon.
CUCUGUAUGUCAAAAAAGUUUUUCUGUUUCUAGUACUCUCAAAUAUCACAUGAGAACUCAUACGGGAGAGAAACCAUAUACUUGCUCUGUAUGUCAAAAAAGUUUUUCUGAUUCAAGUACUCUCAAAUGUCACACGAGAACUCAUACGGGAGAGAAACCAUAUACUUGCUCUGUAUGCCAAAAAAGUUUUUCUGAUUCAAGAGCUCUCAAAUAUCACAUUAGAACUCAUACAGGAGAGAAACCAUAUACUUGCUCUGUAUGUCAAAAAAGUUUUUCUGAUUCAAGUACUCUCAAACGCCACGUGAGAACUCAUACGGGAGAGAAACCAUUUACUUGCUCUGUAUGUCAAAAAAGUUAUUCUGGUUCAAGUGCUCUCAAAUAUCACAUGAGAACUCAUACGGGAGAGAAACCAUUUACUUGCUCUGUAUGUAAAAAAAGUUUUCUAUUUCAAGUGCUCUCAAAUAUCACAUGAAAACUCAUACGGGGAAGAAACCAUAUACUUGCUCUGUAUGUCAAAAAGGUUUUUCGUAUUCAGGCACUCUCAAAUGUCACAUGAGAGCUCAUACGGGAGAGAAACCAUACACUUGCUCUGUAUGUCAAAGAAAUUUUUCUGUUUCAAGUAAUCUCACAAAACACAUGAAAACUCAUACGGGCGAGAAACCAUAUACUUGCUCUGUAUGUCAAGAAAGUUUUUCUCAAUCAAAUGAUCUCAAAUCACACAUGAGAACUCAUACAGGAGAGAAACCAAAUACUUGCUCUGUAUGUCGAAAAAGUUUUUUUGAUUCAAGUACUCUCACAAAACACAUGAGAACUCAUACAGGAGAGAAACCAUAUACUUGCUCUGUAUGUCAAAAAAGUUUUUCUUAUUCAGUUGCUCUCAAAUGUCACAUGAAAACUCAUACGGGAGAGAAACCAUAUACUUGCUCUGUAUGUCAAAGAAGUUUUUCUGAUUCAAGUAAUCUCAAAUGUCACAUGAGAACUCAUACAGGAGAGAAACCAUAUACUUGCUCUAUAUGUCCACGAAAUUUUUCUGUUUCAAGUCAUCUCAUUUAUCACAUGAAAACUCAUACGGGAGAGAAACCAUAUACUUGCUCUGUAUGUCAAAAAAGUUUUUCUGUUUCAAGUCAUCUCAAAACCCACAUGAAAACUCAUGCAUGAGAAAAAGCAUUCAUUUACCAAACAAUCUCAAAAGACAUGAGAAUUCACACUAGACAGAAACUCUAUAUUACUUGAUCUCUGUCCAAGUCAUUUUUAUUAUUAAAUGUUUUUAUAUAACUGCUGUAAUUUGUAUAUUGUUAAGAGAGAACUUGCGUAACAUUUGUAAGUGAAAUUUCGUUUGACGUAAGUGUGGACAAGAAAAUGCUGUCUUUGUUCAUCGAGGGAAACUUUUACUUAUGAGCUCAAAUAAGUGCAGCAAGUUAAAAAUUAUUACUUAUAUUUACUUUAUGAGAAAAUGGUUCUCUUUUUAUUUUUAUAAGAUUAUUGUUUUAAUAAUUACUGGUUCUUAGAUACAACACUGAAUCGCUUUAGUAUUUUAAUGUCUUUCUGGUAUUCUGACGAUUUCAAUUGUUUUGAGGCAAUGGAUUGUUCAAUUGAGACCAAUUCAUUUGUCAGUGUUAUCAAUAAAUGUGUUGAGGGAACACUGAGAAUGAAGGAGAGUUCUCACUUACUAUUUCUGAUCGCAAAGAUAAUUAUGUUUAUUGACAUCUACGAAUUUAUUUUUGCUGACAGAACCCUGGUUUCGGUCUCAUUAUGAAGCUGAAUGAUUGUACUGUAUAUCUUUACUUUUAAGUGAAGUAGUUUUGUAAAAGUGAUGUAAUUUAACUUACAUUUGUUCAGUGAGAAAGUAUAAUAGAUUUUCUUUCCAGUGACUUACUUGUUUAUGCAAUUUGUCUGGUAGUUUGCUCAUAAACAGUAAGGAAAAUUAGGUAAUAUUAUUUUUCCUUAAGCAAACAUAUUUGGUUUUCAAAGAUAUUAAGAUAAAACACAAUAUGCUUCAAAAGGUUUUGGUUCUUCAGAGAUGUCCAGGUUUCUUCAUUUGGCAUCAUCCACGGGGUUAAUGUUUGCUAAUGUUGUCCUGAACAGCUUGAUAGUUUUGUCUAGA